Messenger RNA from Varroa destructor (honeybee mite), 5009 nucleotides. RefSeq names its product chorion peroxidase-like. Gene Ontology annotation, biological process: response to oxidative stress. Gene Ontology annotation, molecular function: heme binding; peroxidase activity. The record is from RefSeq and is a predicted model, not a curated record. Lineage: Eukaryota; Metazoa; Arthropoda; Arachnida; Mesostigmata; Varroidae.
ACUGACGAAGAGCCAAGCGAUGCGGGAAGCGAAAAACGUUUACUAUGGCCGAUUCGCGCAGCAGUGGCAGUGCACCAUACCACAAAGACGACCAGCGGCAGCAGCAGCAGCAGCAGCAGCUGUUGCUACCUCUAGUCUGCCCCUUCGCCACUAGAAAGUCUUUGCUCUGACCCACAUUUGCUCAGUGUUAACGAGAACUUUGUCUGGUGUAGUUCGUUUCAUAGUGUUUUUGUAUCGAUCAGCCGUUUCUAUUCGUAUGCGCAUCGUAGACUUGCGUUCCGUGUCCUAAUUUACAUUUGAGUUCGUCCCGUUCUAUUGGUGUCCAGUGUGUGCUCUACAAAGCGGGCAACUUAUAGUAAUCAUAUUAGGAAAUAAGACGGAGGUCCAAACUCAAUAUCUUCUACCUUGAACAACAGUCGUGUAGAGUGUUUGUUUGAUCUGCCAUCUGUUUUUCUAUACUUGCUAAAUUUCAAAAGAGGAUUACAGCCAAAACAACAACAGGCGAGCUUCGCAUCGCUGACCACAGGAGAUCGCAUAACCGGUCGUCACAAUGAGGGCGUUGUUUAUCUUGACGAUGUGCGCCUAUUGGACGACGCCAUCAUGGACACACUCGGACCACGCUGGGCUGUUUUGGCGCCCAAAGAUUUCUUUCCCGGUCGACCCGACAUCACCCACCAUUCCGGACGUGCAUUCCCACGUGAUCGAUGAAGCUGUCGAUGAGGCCCAAACGGUUAUCGUACAGAACAAACUCUUCGAACGAGCCUCACUAUCGAAUAAAGCCCACGGAUAUCCGAUGUGCCCAGCGGCUCAACGUCACAUGCAGUUUCGAGCUGCAAAAUCACAGGCAAUACACAUGGACGAUAUGUCUUCUAUUUUCGAGGAAACGACAAAAAUCCUUUCCAAAAAAAUGAAGAUGUUUUGGGAAGACGAAUUUCACGGAUUGGCACGAGCAAACCUCGCCGGAUCAAAGCUUGAACACGCCGCGCAACAGUGUCAUCAUCAUUCUAACCUAAUUUGCUCCGACAAACCCUACCGAACGGCCGAUGGAUCGUGCAACAACCUUGAGCACGCUGAAUGGGGAAAAUCAUUCACUUGUCUUCGACGACUGUUGCCGCCCCGCUAUGCUGACGGAGUGUCGAUGCCCCGAAUUUCGGAGACGGGUCUUCAGUUGCCAAAUCCUCGUCUGGUAUCUACAACAAUCCACGUAGAUCUGGAUCGCCCCUCAAGACACGUAUCGCACAUGCUUAUGCAGUGGGGACAGUUCUUAGACCAUGACUUUGCGCUCUCCCCGAUCAUGAGCCAUCCUGAAGAAAUUGUGGAUCUCGGAAACCCAAACGACGUCGUUGAUUGCUGUUCUCCGAACAAACGCCAUGAUCCAAAAUGCUUCUCGUUCGAUAUUCCUGAGAAUGACAAGUUCUUCAGCAAAUACGGAGAGCACUGCAUGAACUUCCCACGGUCUGCUCGCUGUCCCCAGUGCGCUCUAGGUCCCCGCCAGCAGAUUGAUGCACUAACGUCAUUUAUUGAUGGUUCAAAUAUUUACGGUAGCAAUCAAGAGGACACGUACCGUCUGCGUACCCUUGCUGGAGAUGGGAGGCUCAAGUUCGAUGUUGGACAGAGGGGCGACAUGAUUUUACCUGCUUCGUUCCAUCCAACCCGCGAUAGGUGCUCACGACCCGAGGAAGGAGAUCUCUGCUUCAGAGCUGGCGACGAGCGUGUAAAUGAACAGCCUGGACUCACUGCCAUGCACACACUCUGGCUGCGUCAUCACAAUGGACUUGCUGAUAAAUUGGCCCGCCUUAACUCUCACUGGGAAGAUGAAAGGAUAUUUCAGGAAGCCAGCAGUCGCGUAACGACGAUUCCGUAUUUGCGUAUCGUAAUAGGCCAAAUCCAACACAUCACCUACCAGGAGUUCCUUCCACUUAUCCUCGGUGAUGCAUUCUAUCGAGAAUUUGGCCUGGAGACACUUCCCUAUGGCUACACAACAUACAACAAAAACAUCGAUCCCACCAUCCUCAACGAAUUUGCCGGUGCUGUGUUCCGGUUUGGCCAUACAAUUCUUAACGGGCACUUUAUGGAGGUCGACACGCACGGUAACAUUAAGCGAAUUAAGCUGCAAGACAACUUCUUCAAGCCGUUCGAGUUCCGUCACGGCAAAAUGGAGAGGAUCAUGCGGGGCCUUCAGAAGCAGCCUUCGCAGGUGUUCGAUAACUUCAUUACACAUGACGUCACCAACCACUUGUAUCGUCUCUCCAAUGAAUCAUUUGGUCUUGAUCUAAUUGCCCUCAACAUUCAGCGUGGACGAGAUCACGGUCUUCGUGGAUAUACCGAUUACCUCAAGGGAUGCUUUGGUAUCGAGGUCAAUACCUUUGAAGACCUUGACAAUGUCAUGCCGCGUCCUGUCCGCGAGCGUCUGGAGAGCCUUUACGCUCACGUGAACGACAUUGAUCUGUUCACUGGUGGUGUGUCUGAGUACCAGCUGCCAGGAGGAGUCGUUGGUCCUACCUUUGGCUGCAUUAUGGGAAUCCAGUUUUGGAGACUGAAGUAUGGUGACCGCUUCUACUACGAACAUGGCGGACAAGCUGGAUCUUUUACGCCUUCUCAGUUGACGCAGAUCCGUAAGAUCACGAUGGCCAAGAUUGUUUGCGAUAAUAGUAUAGGUCAGCAGUUCUCUCAGCAGUGGUCACUGCAGAUGGUCAGUGAGAAUAAUCCUGAGAUUCCGUGCGAAUCGUUCGCCGAUAUGGACAUGAGUAACUGGAUCGAACACAGCGCCCGCUAAAAUUAGCGGAUCGUCUAAGAAAUACCAUCAUCCUAACUACCAACGAUGUCGACCUCAUCAACUAAAUCCAUUGUGUCAUUCAAAUUAUUACUCGUUGACUGCCGAAUCCGUUGCUGCUGUUCCUGUCAAGAGAAUCGCACACAUCUCAACGAAAGACCCAGACUCGUGUCACAUCUACUUCCUGGCGUCGACAAGACGAUAUUAUAGUACAGAGCUCUAUAUAUGUGUGUGUGUGUGUGUGUGUGUCUGAGUGUGUAUAUAUAUAGAUACACACACACACACACACACACACACACACACGCUCACACACACGCUCACACACACACACACACACACACACACGUCUAAUAUAGACGUACGGGUGAGGUCAUAAAAAUUAACAAGAAGUUCUGCAGAGCCGAGCACUCACAGUAACAGAAAUACGAGUAACACGAGUACAGUGACAACAGUAUAUGAGACAAGACAUCAUAGAUAAUAUAGAAGAAAAACAGACAACUGCCGAAUUUAUUGAUUUGUCACCCCCAACCAGCAUUUGCUACGCACUCCGCAAUCUGGCUAUAAAAGGAGUACUCGAUAAAAUCUACUAAGCCAGUAACAGCAGGUGUAUUAGUUAAGGGUACAGCUGAAGAAGAACCUGAAGGCUGCAUUUGCUUCUUAAACGAUCAUCCCAGAUAAGGAAGAGGUGGACAAGAGCAAUUGAUUAUGCUGAGCUUUUUAUUCAAUUUUUUACCCCUGCUGUGACAGGCGUACGCUGACUGGUGAAGGCAUCGGGUGGCAUGAAAAAAGGCCACUUUAUGAAAAAAUAUAAACGAGUGUUCGGGAAUGGUAUCUGGCGGACGAUCCGUUUCCCUAUUUGUAAUUUAAUUUCUUUCCUCUCUCGGUGGAUCGUCCGCCUCAGCUUCGCGGAUUACAUUUGCGACCGCUGCUUUUCAGACAGUCGCACUCACUGCCCAGAAACUGGCACAAAUAUCUCGACCAUUUCCGCAUAGUUCGCAGUGUUGCUUACCCAUGAUGCGCCUUCUUUUUUACGCAGAUUAUAAGUGGAAAACAAUAACAGCGACCAAAGCCAAAUGAUUGUCGUGCACGCCUGAGAAGGGACGUCAGAGGUAGCUGCAUAAAUGGGCACUGCUGCUACUAACGGCGAUAAAAAAUCAAAUUAAUAUGAUCUGUAAGGCUUCAUGUACUACAAGUAUACGUUUAUUUGGAAGGCAAACACUUCGAAGAGAUCCUCAUAUCACGCUGAUAAUCUGAUCCGUGUAAUUCGGUCCUGCACAGAGGACCUUAAAAUCAGACGAAAUGGCGCCCAACAAGUUCGAGUAAGCAUUUUUUUUUUACUUUUAUUAUCACUCUCACUCACACUCUCUCUCUCUCUCUCUCUCUCUCUCUCUCUGAAUUAGACAAAGGAACAAAAUGACUUGUUUAGAAUUUUGAGUUGUGGAUCCGCCUGCGAUACAGUAACGAACAGUUGUCCCCAUCUGUCGGAACGCCCAGUGAGAAGAUGGGAAAAAUAAUAGCCCAUUAAGCUAUAUGGGUCAUUGGAAUAGAGCAGUAAAAUCAUAGAAGCUUUCUCAUUUCAGAAAUACUCAACAUACCCAUUAAUUUGGCAACAGCUAUCUUGACCACGGACUUCUGUGCGCAGGCACGUUUAAUACUGACGCAUUCUGACAAACGAUUCAUAAAAUAGAUUUGUUUAGAUCCUGUUGUUCCAGGAUGCUGUUUUAAAUCGAAAUGUUUAAAAUCCUCCUUUGCAACGCUCGCCUGAGUGACUCGGAAGCGGUAGUUCAUUGCCCACGUUAUUUUUUUGUCAGGAACACUUUUAUAGAUGUCAUCUCGGUCCGACUAACAAGUAUUAAAUACGUUAACACGAUUAAUUAACGGGCGUUGUUGUUUCGAUGACUUACAAAUCCGUAGCCUUUUCUUGCUCUCUGAGCUUCACUUUUACUAGAUACAGACACACAGCCCGAGAUACACGUACCUCAGAUAGUAAAAACAUGAAAAACAUACGCCACAACGACACCGAGAUGACACCGACUGACAAGUUUUCUGAUCACCAGAGGCGUUCAUGCACGGACACUCCAGCCAGCCGUGGCUAAAAUAGGUUCCCUAUUAACCGAUCGUCAACCCGUCAGAUAUAGCAUCGAUUAGCGUGUGUACGCUAACUACUAUCUAAUAAAUGGACGACUCAAGCUAGAAGUACAAACAACAGUGAGCUGGCAUAGCAAAAAAAAAAAAA